CUCUGCCACACUCCUCCGGGAAUGGUCCCCCUCCUCCCCUCUUCAUUCCCUCCCCUUCCCUCCUGGGCAAGGCAGCUCUGUCCCUCCACAAGGGUGAAUGCAGACGCUGGAGAGGGGAGCCCGGAGCUGAGAAAUGUGGUUCUUAUACCUCCUGGUGCCCGUCCUGCUCGGCAGGGUGGGUGGCUCCAGCACCCUCCCUCCAAAGCUCUUCGGGGAGCUGACUUCACCUCUGUACCCCAAGCCCUACCCGAACAACCUGGACAACACGACGGUCAUCACGGUCCCCGCGGGGUACAGGGUCAAGCUGGUCUUCUGGUUCUUCGACCUGGAGCCCUCGGAAGGCUGCUUCUAUGACUACGUCAAGCUCUCUGCAGAUAAGAAAACCCUGGGCAGGUUCUGCGGGCAGCAGGGCUCUCCUUGGGGCCAUCCGCCCGGCCAGGCGGAGUUCGUGUCCCAGGGCAACAAGAUGUUGCUCACCUUUCACACCGACUUCUCCAACGAGGAGAACGGCACCACCAUGUUCUACAAGGGCUUCCUGGCCUACUACCAAGCUGUGGACCUCGAUGAGUGUGCCGCACAGAGCAACUCCCUGGGGGAGGUGGCGCAGCCCCCGUGCCAGCAGCUGUGCCACAACUACGUGGGCGGUUACUUCUGCUCCUGCCGCGCGGGCUACACCCUCCAGGCCGACGGGCGCUCCUGCCAGGUGGACUGCGGCGGCCAGCUGUACACAGAGGCGUCGGGCUACAUCUCCAGCGUGGACUACCCUCGGCCCUACGGGCCCGACCUGCGCUGCAACUAUAGCAUCCGGGUGGAGCGCGGCCUCACGCUGCGCCUCAAGUUCCUGGAGCCCUUCGAGAUCGAUGACCACCAGCAAGUGCACUGCCCCUAUGACCAGCUGCAGAUCUUUGCCAACGGGAGGAACGUAGGUGAGUUCUGUGGCACGCAGCGGCCCCCGGACCUGGACACCAGCAGCAACUCCGUGGACCUGCUGUUCUUCACGGAUGAUUCCGGGGACAGUCGGGGCUGGAAGGUGCAUUACACCAGUGAAAUCAUCAAGUGCCCUCAGCCCAAGACCCUGGAUAAGUUCAGCAUCAUCCAGAACCCACAGCCUGUGUACCAGUUCCGAGACUACGUCAUUGUCACCUGUAAGCAAGGCUACCAGCUCGUGGAGGGGAACCAGGUGCUGAACUCCUUCACAUCUGUCUGCCAGGACGACGGCACAUGGCAUCGUGCCAUGCCCAGGUGCCAGAUCAGGGACUGUGGGCAGCCACGAGCACUGCUGAAUGGAGUCUUCACUUACACCACCGCGGAGGGGGUGAACACCUACCAGGCCAGCAUCCAGUACCGCUGCAAUGAGCCCUACUACAAGAUGCAGGUCAAAGAAGGCAGCAGCGAGCCAGAUCGAGGGACAUUUACCUGCACAGCCCAGGGCCUUUGGAAGAACAAGUUGGCAGGAGAGAAGAUUCCCCGGUGUUUGCCAGUGUGUGGGAAACCCGUCAACCCCGUGGAACAGAGGCAACGCAUCGUUGGAGGGUCCCGGGCCAAGCUGGGCAACUUCCCCUGGCAGGCUUACACCAACAUCCACGGGCGGGGGGGCGGGGCUCUGCUCGGGGACCGCUGGAUCCUGACGGCAGCGCACACCCUGUACCCCAAGAACCACGACAACCCGGGCCGACAGGCCGACAGCCAGGACCAGGAUCCCAACAGCCUGGACAAGCCCGUGAGCGUGUUCCUGGGCCACGUGACCAUAGAAGAAAUUGAGAAACUGUCCCAUCACCCGGUCCGCCGGGUCAUCGUCCACCCUGACUACGUCCAGCAGGACGCUUUCAGUUUCGAGGGUGACAUCGCCCUGCUGGAGCUGGAGAACAGCGUCACCCUGGGCCCUCACCUCCUCCCCAUCUGUCUCCCCGAGAACGAGACCCUGUACGACGUGGGGCUCAUGGGCUACGUCAGUGGGUUUGGGGUGAUGAGGAACAGGAUGUCCCCCGAUCUCAAGUACGUCCACCUGCCGGUGGCCAAUCGGAAGUCGUGCGAGAGGUGGCUCCGGGCGAACGGGAGGCAGGACGUGUUUUCUCAGAACAUGUUCUGUACCGGGGACCCGAGUCUGAGGGAGGACGCCUGCCAGGGGGACAGCGGGGGGGUCUUUGCUGUGAAGGAUGAGGACAGCAACCUCUGGACGGCCACGGGCAUCGUGUCCUGGGGCAUCGGCUGCGGCAACGGCUACGGCUUCUACACCAAAUUACUCAACUACGUGGACUGGAUCAAGAAGGAGAUGGGGGAGGAGGAAGACUGAGCCCCUAGCCCACCGGGCGGGAACUGAUGAUAGCGUGUGUACCAGAAAAAGCUCCCGGGAGCCAGAGCUCGUGGCCGACCCCGGUUCAAUCCCAGCAUCCCCUUAGGGUCCCCUGAGCACCGCCAGGAGUCAUUCCUGAGUGCAGAGUCAGGAGGAACCCCUGAGCAUCGCCGGGUGUGACCCAAAAAAAAGCAAAAGAAAAAAGAAAGAAGAGCACCCAGCCCAUCUGAGGACCACUGAGAAUUCAUAUUAAACUCACUGAUGCACGGAGAUGGCGUCAACUGAUUCUUAUCGGUAAUCCCUUCCCUCUGGCUUCACCCGAAACAAGCCAAAGGGUCACAGGGGUCGGAGAGAGAGUAUAGCAGGCCGGGCACUGACCUUGGACGCAACCAACCUGAGUUCCAUCCCCAGCACCAUGUGUGGUCCCCCAAGCUCCGCCAGGAGUGAUGGCUGAGCUCAGAGCCAGGAGGAAGCCCUGAGCACAGCAGAGUGUGGCUCAAAAAUCAAAAAGACAAAGAAAAA
Messenger RNA from Sorex araneus (European shrew), 2815 nucleotides. It is a transcript of the gene C1R, whose product is annotated as complement C1r. The record is from RefSeq and is a predicted model, not a curated record. The coding region runs from base 134 to 2293 and encodes 719 amino acids. NCBI's taxonomy places the organism in Eukaryota, Metazoa, Chordata, Mammalia, Eulipotyphla, Soricidae. Gene Ontology annotation, biological process: complement activation; zymogen activation. The transcript is spliced from 11 exons. Gene Ontology annotation, molecular function: serine-type endopeptidase activity; calcium ion binding. Gene Ontology annotation, cellular component: extracellular region; blood microparticle.